Molecule: messenger RNA, 1333 nt
Organism: Choloepus didactylus (southern two-toed sloth)
Lineage: Eukaryota; Metazoa; Chordata; Mammalia; Pilosa; Megalonychidae
Gene: GYPA
Product: glycophorin A (MNS blood group)
Exons: 9
Coding region: 355-885 (176 amino acids)
Cellular component (GO): membrane
Source: RefSeq, a predicted model, not a curated record
ACCGUCUGAUUCUUGUCUGUCCAACUGGGGGCAUCCCAACCACUACUGCCUUGCAAUGCCCACUCAAUUUAUGCAAAGCAAAUUUAACAUGUAGCAGUCAGUUCCUUGAAGAGAAGAUUUUAUUGAACACUUUAAUUAUCCCAGCUAAGCAGAUAUCCAUGUAUCUUUAUCAACUGGUGUUUAACAACUUUGCAGAAUUUAAAAAUGCCGCCUGUCUACCAACUGAUGAUGGCCUCGGGAAGGUGGGCCUAAAAGAUAAGAGUGUCCAGGCUGGGCCAGAGUCUGACACCGUUCUUAGUGGUGCUCUUGGUGGUUUUCUUACACUGACUUUUGCAACCAGCUCAUGAUCUCAGAAUGUACGAAAAAAUAGUAAUUGUACUACUAUUGGCAGAUUAUGUGCCUGUGCAAAGUAUCGUAAAUAAUACGACCGCUACUACUGGGACAGAUCAAAGGAAAGCAACUGGGCCUGUUUCCACACCAGCGGUAGUUACAGGAGUCGUUAGUAGAGACCCACAUACCCAAGACCAAGAUUAUGUGCCUGUGCAAAGUAUCGUAAAUAAUACGACCGCUACUACUGGGACAGAUCAAAGGAAAGCAACUGGGCCUGUUUCCACACCAGCGGCAGUUACAGGAGUCGUUAGUAGAGACCCACAUACCCAAGACCAAGGAAGAAAACCACGGCUUUCCCACCAAUUGUCAGAAACAGCUGAUGAUUGUAAUUUCACUCUUCCACAAUUUUCUUCUUUUUUUUUCUCCCAAAGAGAUAACACUCAUUGUUUUGGCAGUGAUAGCUGGUAUUGUUGGAAUUAUCGUCGGUAUUGUUUUCGCUGUUCGUCAACUGAUGAUGAAAAGGGCAUUGGAUGUACAACCUUUGCCUCCACAUGACACAGAUGUUCCUUUAAGUUCCAUUGAAACAGGAAUUCCAGAAAACUAAUCAAUAAUAAUCUGCUCAAUAAGCCAAAUUUGGGAAGAACUUGGUGAAGACAAGAAGACUUCGCAGUCAAGUGAAAAAUGAAUGUGUAAAUUGGACACUCCACUAAGUUGUACCCCUACCUGAGCUGCACAAUUUCAGGAUACAAAUUUCACAAGAAUGGGCUCCAGUGAUUCAAUGAUGGGAAAAUGUGUCUGCUCAUUAAUGUUUCAAAAUGAAGAACAAAUAUUUGCUUGUAUGCUUGCUUUUGUGUGUUAGCACAGAUUUUAUAAUUCAUUGAUAGGGAAAAACCUGAUCCAAACUUCAGCUGGUCCUCUCCCUACUUCUUUAAGACUGAUUUAUUCCAUUCUAUUGUAUUUUAGUGAUUAUGCUUUGACAAAUAAAGGUCUUAUAACACCUACA